Molecule: messenger RNA, 579 nt
Organism: Stegodyphus dumicola
Lineage: Eukaryota; Metazoa; Arthropoda; Arachnida; Araneae; Eresidae
Product: zinc metalloproteinase-disintegrin-like jararhagin
Biological process (GO): membrane protein ectodomain proteolysis
Molecular function (GO): metalloendopeptidase activity
Source: RefSeq, a predicted model, not a curated record
AUGAUACUUCCUCUCUCGACAGUCGCUGUCCACAGAUCCAUUGCUUGUCUUGCCAUGUGUCUGACUGUGACAUUUCUUCUCUGUUUUUGCCAGUUUUGUUGGAGUGUCCCUGGAGAUGCUGACUUGAGAAUUCUUCUUCAGAACGAGCAAAAUCAGAACGUCAUCAGACAGCUGGGAACAAGAUAUGAAAUUGUUCAUCCUUUCCAAAUCCGACCAGACUGGGGCCGUGGGUUGUCGACGAAAGUAUCUGAAACGAAUGGAACGGUCUAUCAUAUAAAGAAAACAUCUCUUUUGAUCGACACUUACGAGUAUAAACUGCAUUUAGAUCUAGUGUUAAAUACAAAUUUGUUUGCUCCUACAUUGGUGCAGCUCUUGUACAAAAAGAAUGGUACAACUGUUGCUCUGAAAAAGCUUCCUGAAAAUUGCUAUUACCAUGCCACCAUAAGAGGGUACCCUGAAGCAUCGGCAGGAUUUUAUACUUGCAAUGGCAUCAGGGGUAUUAUAUAUUGGGCAGAAAGAUUUUAUAUGCACAUUGCAAGGGAAAUAAUUCGGUCGAGAAACCUCUCUUAUAAAUGCUGA